CUUUUCCACAUGGCGGUCACACUGCUUUAAACAUUUAAUGAAUUUAAGUGAAUUAAUGGAGAAAAAAGGUAGUAAAUAUUGAUAAAUAUCACUUUUUAAAUCGUCCAAGCCGCACUACUAAAAAUCAUAAGCUUUUUUGAUGUCGCAUUCUGCGCAGUCAAAGGGGCAUUACGAUACCCCAGAGUUACAAACCAGCCAUAUCCUCGAACUACCGUACAUUCGCUCAAGAAAUAUUUACUCUAAAAAGUCGGCACAUAUUGCUACUUCGCCCAACGCUGUUGCAAAGAAAGUUAAAAGGAGACACAAUAGCGAAACUUCCAGUGAUGAAGAACGUUGGCUUACUGCCAUUGAAACUGGAAAACUGGACAAUGUUGAUGAUGAACUGAAGAAAAUAAAAGACCCCAAACUAAUGACCGCUCGUCAACGUGCUAUGUAUGAACGAACUGAUGGCUUUGUUGAAGAGCUUUUUGCUCUUCCAAGUGGCUAUAAAGAAAAGGAAAAGCCCCAAACGGCGGAGGAAAUUCAGAAGGCUAUACUCAAAUCACAGAAGCGAAAGCAGCAAGCUAACGCACGGCGAGAAAAAGAUAAACAAAAAACAAUGGAACGCUUAUUAAAAAAACAGGAAACUAACAAACAUCGACCUUUGAUUCGUAACAGGAAGUUUCAAAAGUCGUCAUAUCCAAAAGUAACCUAUAUAAGCGCUCUAAAAGUUUCGAUUCGACGCAAAUACUGAAUUUUGGUCUUUAAACGUUCUAGUUUCACUUUUUUAUUUCAACAACCUCGUACUGACCGACUAGCUGCUUUCUCUGGCACAAAUUAGAUAUGGUCUUUCUAAUCGGGCUGCUCAGUCAGAAGACCAUAAAAAUUAAUAUUCUAUCACUUAGGGUCUGAGCAAAAACCCGAUUUCUCGUAUUGUUCGUGAUCUAGGUCUCAGGUUUUUGGUAGACCGUAGGACACGAAUCGGUCCCUUUCUGACCGCUCGUUUCGAAGGAAACCGUUUAUCGUUCAUCUAUUGAGAGUCGGUGUGGAUAAGAACAUAAGGGUCCGAACAAAAGGAUUUUAUUUUUGCGGCUCCUUAAAAUGCAGCCCCAGGUAUAGUAUGAUGGGCAAAGCAUUACAGAGAGAGAGACAAUUAUAGGAAUAGGUCGUUUUUUCAGGCAAAAGUUUGCAACGCACUGAAAGAGUCGUUUCCGACCAUUUAAUUAAUUUAAUGAGAAUUCGUGGUUUAAAAUUCAAACAUUAAUUUUUGCAUAGGAACCUGUUUUUAGAGUGCCGUUUCUUUGUUUCUCUCACUUGCUCGCUCGCUCCCGACUCUUCACGCUGUCAAAUAUUUAAAAAUAAAUUGUUGGCUCAAUCGUCGAUUCUUGAAUUAUGCUGAGGAAAAGAAAUUGAACUAAAAGGCACAUUGCGCUUAACAUUUAACGGCAUUAAAAUUUUUAAGAACACUAAAUUAAAAUAAUAAAGUCUAAAUGAUGUUAUGUCGUCAUCCCUCAAUAAUCGAGUAAUCGGAAAAACCAGGGAUGCAAAGUGGGCUUAGGGUCCAGUGACGGACAACGUAAAAACUGGAGUCGGUUGGGGGCGAAUUCAAAUUCAAACCGGACGAAUGUAGGUUAUAGGGACAUUGACCCAGAAUGCAGGGAACAGAGGUCCGUAAUCGGCAUGGGUUGGCGGAAGGCAAAUGGCCGACAUUACAUCAGUUCAGAUUUGGUGUCGGUGGCGCGCAGUCGCAGCGGGUUCGUUGAAAUAGCAAUCUCCUUACAGAAGUCGCGGUGUUUAAGUGACCAGCGCCAAGACACUUGCAAUUAAAAUUUCGAACGCAGUGCCGUCAAUUAAAAAGGAGUGACCCGCUCGUUCAAAGUUUUCGCCGGUCGCCGACGCCUAAGAACGGUCUCUGAAGCCGGACUGGAGUGACUCGAUCGAGCGUAACAGCACGUGGUGGAGUUACGUCACCAACCGGAGCUGGAAGAGAUCAGCGGCUUAGCGCGUAACAAUUCUUUUAUAUUUAUGUUGUGUCGUCCAUUAAUUUAGCUAUUUAUUUAUUUAUAUUUUUUGUAUAAUAUGUAUAUGUUGGGGAGGGGAUUUUUAUUACUCUUAAAAAUUAACCUAUUUAUUGUACGAUUAUUUAUUUAUUUAUAUCACUAAUUUAAAUCAAUUUAUUUAUUGCCG
This is a messenger RNA of Drosophila subpulchrella, 2166 nucleotides long. RefSeq lists its product as uncharacterized. The record is from RefSeq and is a predicted model, not a curated record. Bases 140 to 733 code for a protein of 197 amino acids. Gene Ontology annotation, cellular component: Ino80 complex. Gene Ontology annotation, biological process: chromatin remodeling. Lineage: Eukaryota; Metazoa; Arthropoda; Insecta; Diptera; Drosophilidae. The transcript is spliced from 2 exons.